Lacerta agilis (Sand lizard) is the source of this 994-nucleotide messenger RNA. It is a transcript of the gene SMIM18, whose product is annotated as small integral membrane protein 18. The record is from RefSeq and is a predicted model, not a curated record. Bases 215 to 706 code for a protein of 163 amino acids. NCBI's taxonomy places the organism in Eukaryota, Metazoa, Chordata, Lepidosauria, Squamata, Lacertidae. The transcript is spliced from 2 exons.
AGUUAUGGAUGGUUCGCACCAGCUUGGUAUGUCAUUAAAAGAGCAAAGAAACCUGAAGGCAUUAACACAGUAAGUGCCUUGCUCAGAUCAAAGCAAAAGCACAAAAGGCCACAUUAUUUAUAAAUAUAUUUAAUGGUUAAAGGAACUUCUGGGGGGAAUGGCAAGGCAGGGGAAGAAGAUCUAGAGUGAUACCCUCUACAUUUCAGAUUUAUGAAUGAUUUCCUCCUCGAGCAGGGGUCUGAUGCAAAUGAGCAUAAAGGAAGUUGUCAGCUGCAUUCUGCUUCAGCCAAUAGCAGCAGAGCUCCAUUUUAGCUGUACCCGAGGCUGUAUUAAACAGCAGAUCAGCACUGUUCCAGCAUCCUUUCUAAAAAGAGAGCUGGUGCAGAGACAGAACUUGGAAGACUCUCUCAACAUGGCAACAUUCAACAAUAGUCGUUGGAAUGAAACUACAUCCCUCUACCAAUAUCUUGGUUUUCAAGUGCAGAAGAUUUAUCCUUUCCAUGACAACUGGAACACUGCCUGCUUUGUCAUUUUGGUCAUAUUUAUAUUUACUGUAAUAUGUUUGGUGGUGCUAGCUUUCUUAUAUGAGCUGCUUGACUGCUGCUGCUGUGUGAAAAACAAAACUAUGAAAGACUUGGAGAAUGAACCAAACCCUGUUAGAUCUAUGAUGGACAGCUUCAGGAAACGUGAAACGGAAGUGGUGUAGCAAUGGACUGUUUUGCUAGCAUCUGCAGCAAAACCUAUGUUCAAUAUUAUAAUAAAGCUGCUUGCAACUUUUGACAAAGCAAGUCAGAUUCUGCUUAGCCUUAAAUAUCAUUAGCACCAUUUUUUGUUCACUGGUGGAUAGAAACUUGAAGAGUUCACAAAAUGCUUAAUAAUGGAUGAUCAUUCACAGUGUUAUGUGAAAAUGGAUUUUAUGUAAAAAUGGUUUCUUUGUUGUUUUACAAUGAAAACCUGUUGACUAGACUGGAGUAAAAUUUUGUUCAUCUCACCA